GAACCGGGCGGUGGCGGGGACGCGGGGCAGGGCAGCGCACAGCAUGAACGACUGGGCUGGGCGGUCCGCCAUGGUCACUUCCCAGUCUCGAGUGACACGGCAUCAUGAUGCGUGCCCUACUCAGCGGGGAUGCAUGCGCGUGCGUGGUUAACAAACUCCAUUGGUCGUCUCGUCACCUAUAUAAAGCUCGCACGAGGCACGGCCGGUUUCACUACACCAGGGCACGACGUGCGUUGCGUCGUGAGUGUUUGUGUUUCAGAGCUGAGAGUCUGAGACUGAGAGAGAUAGAGGUGAUGAUGGCUCUGCAGGCGCAGGGGACGCGGGUGCCGCUGGUCCUGGCGCUCUUCCUCCUCCUGGCCGGUUGCGGCAGCGAGGCGCAGCCGCUGGUGCCGGCGCUGUUUACGUUCGGUGACUCGUCGGUGGACGUCGGGAACAACGACUACCUCCACACCAUCAUCAAGGCCAACUUCCCGCCAUACGGCAGGGACUUCGCCAACCACGUCGCCACCGGGAGGUUCUGCAAUGGCAAGCUGGCGACCGACAUCACCGCCGACACGCUGGGGUUCACUACCUACCCUGCCGCGUACCUCAGCCCACAGGCGUCGGGGCAGAACCUCCUCAUCGGCGCCAACUUCGCGUCCGCGGGGUCUGGGUACUACGACCACACGGCACUUAUGUAUCACGCGAUCCCGCUGUCCCAGCAGCUGGAGUACUUCAGGGAGUACCAGACGAAGCUGGCGGCGGUGGCCGGCGCCGGGCAGGCGCGCUCCAUCCUCAGCGGCGCGCUGUACAUCGUCAGUGCCGGCGCCAGCGACUUCGUGCAGAACUACUACAUAAACCCGCUGCUGUUCAAGACGCAGACGGCCGACCAGUUCUCCGACCGCCUCGUGGCCAUCUUCGGCCGCACCGUGCAGGAGCUCUACGGCAUGGGGGCGCGCCGCGUCGGCGUCACGUCGCUGCCGCCGCUGGGCUGCCUGCCGGCGUCCAUCACGCUGUUCGGGCACGGCGCCGCCGGGUGCGUGUCCAGGCUCAACAGCGACGCGCAGAGCUUCAACCGGAAGAUGAACGGCACCGUGGACGCGCUGGCGCGGCGGUACCCGGACCUCAAGAUCGCCGUCUUCGACAUCUACACGCCGCUGUACGACCUGGCCACGGACCCCCAGUCGCAGGGCUUCGCGGAGGCCCGGCGGGGAUGCUGCGGGACGGGCACGGUGGAGACCACCGUGCUCCUCUGCAACCCCAAGUCCGUCGGGACGUGCCCCAACGCCACGUCCUACGUCUUCUGGGACGCCGUCCACCCGUCCGAGGCGGCCAACCAGGUCAUCGCUGACUCGCUCAUCACCGAGGGCCUCAUCCUCGUCACGUAAUCAUGCUUUUGUUUUGGCUUCAAAUCGAUCAGACUACACAAAAGUCGUCGUUCCUAAACGUAUACUAUGCCUGUAAAUUUAUUCCUCUUGUUUUUCUUAUUUGCGUUGAUUAAUGUUUUCGGAAGUAUAAGCAACAACAUGAAUGAAUGAAUGAAUGAAUGAAUGGACUCCUAUUGUUGUCAA
Molecule: messenger RNA, 1550 nt
Organism: Zea mays
Lineage: Eukaryota; Viridiplantae; Streptophyta; Magnoliopsida; Poales; Poaceae
Exons: 3
Coding region: 105-1367 (420 amino acids)
Cellular component (GO): apoplast
Molecular function (GO): hydrolase activity, acting on ester bonds
Source: RefSeq, a predicted model, not a curated record